This is a messenger RNA of Pseudophryne corroboree (corroboree frog), 9429 nucleotides long. It is a transcript of the gene CA11, whose product is annotated as carbonic anhydrase 11. The record is from RefSeq and is a predicted model, not a curated record. Gene Ontology annotation, molecular function: zinc ion binding; carbonate dehydratase activity. Gene Ontology annotation, cellular component: basolateral plasma membrane. The coding region runs from base 490 to 1482 and encodes 330 amino acids. NCBI's taxonomy places the organism in Eukaryota, Metazoa, Chordata, Amphibia, Anura, Myobatrachidae. The transcript has 9 exons.
AAAUGAGGACAGACUAGGAAAUCUCAAGGAGAAGGAACAACAUGUAUUAUGUAAGGGAGACAGAACGAGCGAGGGAGAGUGAAAUAAACAUAUUCAAAAAGAAAAAAGGGGAGGGUAACAGUGACUGGAAGGUAAAGAGCCAGGGAGAAAGCAAGGAAAAGAGAACGGAAUGAGUAAGGAGGAGCGAAAGAAAGAAAAUCAAACAGGAAGGUUUAUUCUAAGAGCUACAGAAUUCUUACAUGCACAGUGAUAGUAAGAGGGGAUCAUUUAGGGUAUACUAAGGCAGAAGAAUAGUUUCUUUGUCUUUUAGCAGGGAAUUCAGUGCAUUGUAGCAAAUACAAUAAAGGAAGGAGAUCUGUAAAGGUUUUCUCUUUCUCGGAAACUAGCAGAUUUUUCUUAUUUUUUUCCCCCCUUCCAACCUGUGUUUGUGUUGAUGGGGAUCUAGCUGUCUUCCAGCAUUCGGGAGAUGAAGGGAUAACCAGCAGCAGAAUGCCAGAAUUCAUUUGGAGAUCUGUGUUAAUCCUUCAGGCAAGCAGUGCUAUAUACACCGCAGCACAGUUCAGCCCAGCCAAGACUUAUGAAGAGUGGUGGGCAUAUAAAGAGGCCGUCCAGGGGAGUUUUGUGCCAGGUCCAGCAUUCUGGGGUCUGGUGAACUCUGCAUGGAAUUUAUGUACCAUCGGCAAGCGACAAUCACCGAUUAACAUUAACACCAGUCAAAUCAUCUUUGACCCUUUUCUGCCCCCAUUAAGAGUGAGCAUGGAAGGAAAGCAGGUCAGUGGAACAAUGUAUAACACAGGGCGGCAUGUUUCAUUUCGUCUGGACAAGCAACAGCCGGUUAAUAUUUCAGGCGGUCCGCUGUUGUAUAAUCAUCGUCUGGAUGAGGUGAUGCUGCAUUUCGGCAGUGAAAAUGGGAUAGGCUCAGAGCACCUCAUGAACAAGGAAGCUGCAGCUGGAGAGGUACAGCUGAUUCAUUAUAACCAGGAUUUGUACAGUAAUGUCAGCGAGGCAUCCCGCAACCCCAAUGGCCUGGCUAUAAUCUCUUUGUUCGUGAAUGUGGCGGAUAACUCCAAUCCAUUUCUCAACAGGAUGUUGAACAGAGAAACCAUCACAAAGAUAUCUUUUAGAAGUGAAGCUAAUUUCAUACAAGAUCUCAGCAUUGAAGAACUGUAUCCAGAGUCAUUUGGCUUUUUGACUUAUCAAGGUUCUAUGACCAUACCUCCAUGCUAUGAAACUGUGACUUGGAUUAUAAUAGACAGACCUCUGAAUAUUACUUCAGUGCAGAUGCACUCUUUACGUCUGCUGAGUCAGAACCAGCCCUCGCAGAUCUUUCAGAGUAUGAGUGACAACUUUCGCCCAGUGCAACCUCUUUUUCAUCGAGGAUUAAGAGGGAAUCUUGAUUUCCGCAAACCGGGACGGAAGUGCAAGGGAGCAAACUAUAAACUUUAUGUUGACAGACCUUCUUCUUCUGUGGAUGGAAAUUGAGACAUUCCGAUAACCUCUGUCCAGCCAGCAAAAAUGCCAAAUUCACUUUUGUGAUAUGGAUGGAAAAAGUUGCAAUAUUUGAUCAUGUUUCCCAUAGGAAUUUUUUUACAACUUUAAUAAAGGGGACAACAGUUCACACAAAAUAAACAGCAGCACCGGCACGGAGUGAAAGGUUCAUGAGAGAGAAACUAAUUCCAGAAACUCAAUUAUCAACUGCUAAUUUCCAUUCCACAUUGGGCUUCCUGUCUCUGAAAUAUUUUAAGAGGAAAAAGUGUAAUUCCGAACACAAGUACUGAUGAAUUAUUCAACGACAUCCUGGAAAUACAUUGAAAUGAAUAUCUCCCAAUAACUGCUUAUUGGAAGUGCAUACUGUGCUGUAUUUUACUGGAUUUUAAUCAUUAAAAAUGAACUUGUCUGCGUUAUCAAGCAUGUGAUGUCAUCUGCUGAAAAGCUGGUGAUCAGCAGGUGACAGUGACAGUAUGGCAGAAAAAAGAGAUAGAUAGAUAGAUAGAUAGAUAGAUAGAUAGAUAGAUAGAUAGAUAGAUAGAUAGAUAGAUAGAUAGAUAGCAGGUUCAGAUUUAGGGCCUAGGAAUGAAAAUGAGCAAAGGCCUGUUGUGAGGAGCAGAGGAGGUUAUUUUUUAAGUGGAGGCCUGGAGCUGUAGUCCCAUCUGCCCGACUGUUUAUCUGGGCCUGACAGAUGGACAGAGAGACAGAUAGACAGACAGAUGGACAUAUAGACAGAUCUAUAGCUCAAUAGAUUAUAGAUAAAUAGAUAAAUACAACAGACAGACAGACAGACAGACAGACAGACACACACACACACAUAGAUAGAUAGAUAGAUAGAUAGAUAGAUAGAUAGACAGACAGACAGACAGACAGACAGACAGACAGACAGAUAGAUAGAUAGAUAGAUAGAUAGAUAGAUAGAUAGACUGAUAGACAGACAGACAGACAGACAGAUGGUCAAGCUACAUUAUUAUGACCACCUAUUACAUUUGAUGUUGGCAGUGUGUAGCCCUUGAUAUAAGGUGUGCGUUAGGCCGUCUGCACACACAUCACUCAUUGUUGUCAUGGCUAAAAGGGGCGAUUUAUCCGAGGUUGCACAAAUGGAUGAUUAGCAGCUUUCCCAAGGGUUUCAUUAUUUGUGAAACAGCGCAGUUUGUGAACUGUUGGCGUGCUGCUGUGGUGAAGGUGUAUCGUGACUGGACAAAUGGCACCAUUACGAAUAACCGACAAGGAAACUGCAAAGCACCACGUGCCAUGGAUGUGAGAGGUGAACGUCGGCUACAAAGGUGCAUGAGGGCUGAUCGCACACUACAGUAGAGCAGCACACCAUCAAAAUAAAUCUGGGGCUACCAGGCAUGUGUCUAAAAUUACAAUUCAGCUGCUGUCAGUGCUGCACACGGCGGUUACUCUGGAUAUUAGCUGGUGGUCAUAAUAAUGUGACUAGACCAUGUAGAUAGAUAGAGAGAUAAAUAGACAGAAAGAUACAGUAGCUUCAUAGAUAAUUAGAUAAAGAAGUAGAUAGGAGAGAGAGAUAAAUAGAUACAGUAGACACAAAUAGAUAGAUAGAUAGAUAGAUAGAUAGAUAGAUAGAUAGAUAGAUAGAUAGAUAGCAGGGACGUGCUGUGUGGUAAAUGGCUCAGGAGGCACUAGCUAGUACCAGUGCCAGAUUUGCAAUAUAUGAGUCAGAGGGUUCCUGUGGGCAUUAUACACAGGUGCAGCAGUAUAUACAGUACUGCCGGAAAUUUGGUGAGUUUUGAUCAGAGAUGUGCGGAAAAGGUGCUGCCUCACCUGUCAUACACUUUUUACUCCAGAGUUUUGAAUAUGCAAAUUAUUAGAAUAUUACAUAGAAGAUAUUUAUAAUAUAUUCUUUGCAUUUUUGAUAUACUCUAUAUGGUCAAUACUCUGGUUUAUACGUUAGUAUGACAGGAAAGGCUCUACCUCACAUGCCUCGCCCCACCUCACAUCACAGAUAGACAGAUAGAUAGAUAGAUAGAUAGAUAGAUAGAUAGAUAGAUAGAUAGAUAGAUAGACAUACAGGCAGAUGGAUAGAUAGACAAACAGAUGGAUGGAUAUAUAGACAGACAGCUCCAUAGAUAAUUAGUUAAACAAAUAGAUAGAUAGCGGUGGUGGGUCCUACUUACUAAACGUAGGGGGACUACCACUACCCCCGUCCCUUGAGAGAAGAGUUGACAGCCAGCCCCAGGUCCUGGCAUUUGCACAAUGGAUCUGGCAAACCCCCAGCUUCUAUGGACUGCAUCAAUUGUAGCCCACAGAAGCCGGGCAGGGCUGACGAGGCAGGAAGCCAGCUCUCUGCUUAUCGCAGCCUGGUCUGGCAGUCCCAGAUGGAGGAAACACCUCCCAAUGUGACUGCCUUGUGUGUUUGUGACUGACAGCUAGGACUUCCAAUACAUAGAUAGAAAGAUAGAUAGAUAGAUAGAUAGAUAGAUAGAUAGAUAGAUAGAUAGAUAGAUAGAUAGACACUAUGAAACAUUUUAUUUUAAGAUCUAAAAGCUACAUCAAAAUCAAGAAUUAAAAUGUUCAUUCUUUUCUGGCUUUUAUCACAGUUUGUAAGAUAAAACAUAAGGAUAGAUUUUGUGGUAAUCUUUAUGAAUUGCACUAGCUGUACAAUAUUCUGCUAAACACAUGGCAAGCAUUAUAAUAAAUCUAUCCUUUUGUUAUCUGAGUAGAGAAGCUGGUAGUGCAGCUGCUGAUCACCGCUAACAUUCCAUAAACAUAUGAAUCGUAUUUUGCACACUUGUAGGGAGACAAUAAUUUGAAAAUUGAUCUCACAGCCUUUUAUUUUCAGUUUUAAUGUAACAUAAAUAUUGAUAGCUUUUCAACAUUAAUCCUCAGAGGUGGGGAAAUAGUUGUUUGAAAAGAAUAAAGUAUUCUAAAAUACAAACACAUUCAAACACUAGCAAAGCGACGUCACAAUAAAAAGAACAGAUACAAUAAUGGAUCUAUCUUCUAUUUGUAAAAAUUUCCAGAUGCUUAGCCCACCACUGCAUUAACAUAAUGCAGUCAUAAUCAAGAAUCAGGGACUGGGUAAUACCAAUGGUGGCAUGACUGGUGCUACUACCCAGACUGCAAUGCCAGUAUGGCAGCACAACUGACUGUCGCUGGUACAUGAAGAAGCUCUUGGCUCUGUGUCCCCUUCAUCAUUGCUGUCAGAAGAGAUAUGCUAGACAGAUAAAAUAAUAGCAGCCAGAUGAGCCUUGCGGUUAUGUAGUAUGGAGUAUCCAUGGUGCUGAAAUGCCAGACAAGUUGAGAAGAUUUCUAGUAGAGGGAGAUUAUUGAGGUCACUUCUAGUUGAAGGAGACAUGUUGUUGAGGUGACAUCUAGUUGAGGAAAGGAAGUUCAUUUCUAACACAACUAAUGAAAAUAUUUCACCCACAUACUAUUUUAGAAUUAUGCUAAAUUGACCUCUUGCACAAUAGUAUGUUGAGUGGAAAAAUAAAGAUGUAUUAGGUAGACUGGAACUGUACACAGGUGUGCAAUAACUUUUUUUUAAAAACUUUGUAAAACUAAAACUUUGUAUAAACCAAUAGACCAGCUGCCAUAGAGUUGGAUAGAAGCCUUGUCAAAUAGAAUUGACAGCCAAAAAUAUGUUUACAUGAAAACAAAUAACAGUGCUCCUUUUUGAUAGAUCAUAUUUUAGGCACAGUACUUUAAUAAACUAGUAGAUAAAAUAAAAUUUUAAUUCACUAACCUAAAGUCAGUUUAAAAAUGAAUCAAUGUUCCUAAGCUUCAUUAUGCAUGCACAUUAUGCAGUGUAUUACAUUUUGAACAUUAAAUUAUCAAGAGUAUUAAAUAUCUCUGUUCUGUCCAUCAAUAGGCCAUCAGAAGGUAUAUCCAAGUAAUCAUAUUAGUGAUGAAGGAAUAUUUAUGCAUUUAAAUUCUUUAACAUAAUAACUAUUAACAACUAAUCUGAUAAUUGUAAUUGUGGUGCUAUAAUUAUGCAGUUGUAGGACAAUUUUCCAAAGGAGGGAGGGUUACUGAAGAUGGCUUGGAACUGGGGAUCUCCAAAAUAAUACAAUUUAAUCAUACCAAGUUGGAAAAAGAAGAAAGAUUUGCACACAUGAUGCAAUGAUUCCUUUAUGAUUCCAUAUGUCACUGAUUACAAUUUAACAAUGGAAUGAAACAAAAACACUUUAGUAGAAGGUGAAGGUAAAACAUGUAUUGCAAGGGACAGCACAUUCACAAAGAUUAUUAGGGAUGAAUUUAUCAAUCUUCUAAAGAGGACCAGCACAGAUGCUGCCAGUAGCAAACAAUAAAAUUCCAGCUAUCAUUUAUCUAGUACAUUCUAUAAAAUUAUAGCUAGGAUUCUGAUUGGUUGCUAUAUGAACAAUUUCAUGAUAAUAUGGACACAGGGGUCUAUUCAAUUGAAGUCGGAACUGCCAUCUAUUCAGAAAGAAGGCAGUUUCCGACUUUUUUAGGUCGAAUCAUGAUUUCACUUAAUCAAAGGGGAUGUCGUUUUUCCAACUUGUCGGCAAUUCCGACUUGUCGGAAAACACAUGUAUCAGUGGAUUGGCCACGGAUCCACGUGUUUUGUCAGAUUUGCAGCCAAAUCCGAUAGGUUUUAGUCCCGUUUUCGACAAUGUCAAUCCAACUUUAAAAUUAAGUUGGAUUGACAUUGUAAAAAACGGGCAAAACCAGAUGUAUUUGCCUGCAAAUUGAAUACUGCAUUGUCAGAUUCUCUCCGUCGGAGAGAGGAUCCAACAUGAAUUGAAUAGACCCCACAGAGCCUAAAGCAUAAAAGUCAAUACAAGUACAAGAUGUUGAAAUUAUGAAUCAGUUGGAGUGCUCUAUCUUGCUAAUAGAGGAAAAUAAUUGGAAUUUAUCUAGUACUUCAUAAUUUAUUAGGAUUCUUUAAAUUAUAGGCGUUCACUAAAUAAAAACAAUUUUAUGGGCAGGCUUUCAUUCAUUUGCAUUUACAAUUCAAUGAAAAUAUGUGUUUACGUAAUGGAAAUAUGGCAAUUUAACAGCCAUAAAUAAUUCUCUCUCCAUGAUAUGGUUAAAUUAAAAUGUACAACAGUACAGAUAAUUCUGAAAGAUGAUGUUACCAAAAAUGUAAAGAAGUUUGAUUAAUUAUCCAGAUUUUGAGAUAUUUCCUCAAAAUUCAAGUUUACCAAGCUCAUUACCCACUUGAUGAUUCUGUUAUCACAGCAUGGUAAUUCGGUUACUUUAUUAACAAAUGCGCCCAGGUUACAUAAAUUGUCAUAAGUUUACCAAAUUUAUAUAGCUGUAUUCCCAGGAUGUCCCCAUCUUCCAAUAAAAUUGUGAAAAUCUAGAGUUAAUUUUUGAAAGCUGAAUUUUUAAAUUUUGUGUACAUACACAUUGUAAGUUGUAACAUGUUUCAUAGAUGGUGAUUCCAAUACUGACUUUGAAAGUAGGCUGAUUUAUUUAUCAAGGAUAACUUACAGUACACAAGAUAGCACUUAAGCUAUUUUGAUAGUGUUUUAUAUAGGGUUUAUUAUUUAUAAUGAAUAGUUAAUAAGUGUGAAAAUGAGAUUCCAUUACCAGUGGUAUUGCCCAUAUGCAGGAUCCCCAAUUGCCCUCUUUAAACAGUUUGUUAAUUUCCUCCUUAAUCAUCGUUAUACAGUCACCAUGUCACCAUGUACUAGUGCUCAGGAAUCAAUGCAAAAUUUAUUAAAAUACAAUAUCUAAAAACAUAUAUAAAUUAGAAAUCACAUCCACUGGCCGGUAAUUAGAUUUCACAACACUGCAGCUGGUACUGUGGCCAAUAUAUAUAUAAAGCAAUGUCAAUUCCACAGCAAAUAUGACAAAUAGAGCAAUUCUUCUUUAUAGCUCACUGAUUUAAAACUUGUUGAAACACUAUAGCAAAAUAAGAAUUUACUUUGUUUCAUAUAUGCUGCUUUGGAUAAUCUGUUGUAGAUAAUUGGAGACACUGCUGAAGUGAUCAGUAUUAGAGUCACCAUGUAAGAUCAUCUGUAUUCAAUGUCCAGAGGAAUCCAACAUACAGACUUAAUACACAAAUUUGUAGGUCUGGCCAGACAGCCACAGUCUCACCACUCCUGCUGCAACUUAGUCUUACCCGGCUUCUGGUGCUGUUUAACCUUUUGUAGUAGACAUCUCUGGGAGACUGGUAGACGAACAGUUUUCCGUGCUGCAGACUACUAGAUGGAGACUCUCCAACACAGAUGGUGUGUGAUCAAUGGAAAUGAGUCUUGACAUGUUUCCCCUCCUCAAGGUAUCAGCAGCUUCCUCGAAAGUGUCUUCUUUAACUUUAAUGUUAAACCAGAGCUGGACUUAAUGUCUCUGUAAUACACAUAAUGCCAUGACAUUCAAUUCAUCCUAUGUAGUUUACAAACAAAUUACUAACUGUAACUUAAUUGAAACUUAGCAACAACUUUUUAGUAAAUUCUAAAUAAUCAGUUCAAAGAUAGUAACUACACUAGAAACCUAGCCCACAUGUCAGUAUGUCCUUAACAUUUAUUUUCCCAUGUAUGAGGGUGUUUCAGGAUAGGCUAGGAGCUGUAUAUUAGCAAGAAAACCAAUUAGAAUUCUGAGGGUUAAAGGAGGAGCACAACCCAUAGGGUUAAAUCUUGUUUAGAAUAGUCUAUCAAUCCCUGACCAUUUUGGAAAUGUAUUAAACCUUCUUAAGAAAACAAGUGAAGGUGUUGCCCACAGUAACCAAUCAGAUUCUAGCUAUCAUUUUAUAGAAUGUGCUACAUAAAUCUGGUGGGCAACUCCUCCUCUUGUCCUCUUUAGAAGGUUUGACACAUCUUUCCCCAGUCUUUACCUCACCACUCAACUAAUUAUUUGUUACAUUGCAAUGACAACAUGGGGAUAUCCACUAGUAGAUCCAUAUAAUUGAGCUGAUGAUCUCAUGUAGCCAAAAACUUAUAUAUGCAUUUUGACGCAAUUGUAUCAACCUGCCGUGAACUAAACCUGUUGACAACAUUCAUUAUCUUACCCCUAAAGAUUAUAAGGUGCAUGCAACUAUCCAAUGAAAUAUUACAAGUCUGCUGUAGAUAGUGGAGGCAGCAAUUGUAUAGAUUAAAUUAAUAUUAAGGAAAAAGCAACCUAUCAACUCAUUAGGAACCUUUGCCUCACAACAAUUGGCCAAUAAGGUCCUCAGUAAUGUGACUGAGGAAGGAAACAUGUGAGGGUGGUGGCUCUGAUUUCCUAGGAUUGAGCUUGUCUUUGGGGCCCAGCAGGGAACAUCUACUGUAGGGGAGGAAUGCUCCCACCAAGGUGUACACUGGAACACAUUUAUAUCCAUAGUUACUAGCUUUCAUAAUGGGUGUGGCUAUGCUUACAUGUUUGCCCAUGCUCCCUCUAGCAACGGGCCAACAAUCUGUCUUGGUGGUCAUGGUGACUGGUUCCUGAUGAACUGAGUAGCUGCAAUCUCAAGAAUUUUGGCUCGUCCCACAAAAUAUCUGCCUGUAGUACUGUAAGGCAGUGACUUUUUUUUCUUUUCUUUUCUUUUGUUACUGUACUGUAUAUACUAUUUGUAAUUUGUUACAUACUUCAUUCUCUAUGGUACAGAAUAUAUAGGAAAUUUAAAAAAUAUUUUAAAAAAAGAAAUGUGUCAAUCUGUUUUGAUUAACUAUUUUAAUUAUUGUUAAGUGAUUUGCAUGUUUACAUCUGUCUUUAAGCUUCAAAGGGCAAUUAUUUUGCUUAAGAGCAGAUAUCACUUGAGUGCUGCAGAAAUAAAUAUUUUCCUCAUACAGUAUAUCUAAUUUUUGCAAUACAAAUCAAUCAAAAAUAGACAAGUAAAUUCAAUAUAUGAUGUUCCUGUAUUGACUUGACUCAUGGGUUCCUACAGGGCAUUAAUGGAAAAAUACCUGCUCAUCCUCACCCUCAGAUUUAUUAAAGAGCAUGUAUCACAUUCACAAUGGGUGUUUUAAAGUUAUUGUUUAUUUUGAAAUAUAAUUUAAUUGUAAUAUAUUUAAUUAAAAUGAAUUGAUUUGAUUA